Messenger RNA from Cylindrotheca closterium, 294 nucleotides. Lineage: Eukaryota; Bacillariophyta; Bacillariophyceae; Bacillariales; Bacillariaceae. The record is from the annotation of a GenBank genome assembly.
AUGCCAAACAACGAAACAACCUUCGCAUGCCAUUCACCAGAACGCAUGCAAGAAAGUCACGAUGAAGACUCUCUCAUCUCAUUCCUUGCAUUAUCCUUCCAAUCUUCCCCAAGACCAGCUCCUCGAAUGCCAUCCUUUGUUCUUCCUACUUCUACUUCUACUCCUCCCUACCAAAGUCAAUUGGAAAUUCUUACCGCAGCAGUGGAAAUUACUCGAGAAAGCUCCCGUGAGAUCGAAGAUCACUUCCAGCUUACCGAUAAGAAGGCUCCUCUUUCGCAUGGGCCAAAGCAGUAG